GUUUUAUGUAAAUUGUGGAAAUAAACCUUGGAAUUUUGCUUUUGCUACCACCAAAUCUCUUUAUUGUUAUCCAAACACAGUUAUUGGUUUAGGCGAGGGUUUUGAAGAAGAUGGGGAAGCCAAAGAAAGAAUUGUUAGCAUCGGCGCCAUGGCGCGCCGGAGGAGACGAUCAACAAGAUAAAUUCAAAGACGCGAAGCUCAAAGUCACCGCCCAGCCAGGAAGCACCCCUACUAUGCACGUUCCCGGCAAGAGGAAGCCCAAAGAUGUUGCUGCCGAUGAAGACGAUUCUCUCGAAAUCGACCCUGAACUCCGUUACAGCUUCCAACGCAAUUUUCAGUUCUUGCAACGGGUCUUCAGCAUUGAUACUCUUGUGAAACCACUACCUUAUUCAAUGCAAUACAAUGUUUCUCGCAACUUGAGUUUCUUCACACGCAUCUUCACACAGUUCUAUGAUCCUCAAGGUAUUGCAAAUGCUCAGAAGGCUCUUGGAAUAGGACAAGAAGACAAAGUCCGCAAUGUCCGUUGAUGAAGCUGUGUUAUUUGAGAUAUAUUUUUUUUUUAAUUUUUUUUUUGUGUUGAAAUGAUGUUGAUGAGUUACAACAGUUAGACAUCUUGUUAACAUUUUACAUGACAAGUUUAUUUUAUUAUGUUUGAUGAUUCUAAAGCCAAGUAAAUGAAUUUGUUAUUGAUGAAUUGAUAAAUUGUACCUUUUUUUACAACAAGUUUUACAAAUUGUGUGGAUUUUUUUACAAGAGUUUGAUGUGAAACUUGAAUUGAGUCUAAUAUUAAGCAAGUUAGUUUGUUGUAUUGUAAAGCACUUUUGAAGAUCUGAACGUAAA
Messenger RNA from Lactuca saligna, 840 nucleotides. Lineage: Eukaryota; Viridiplantae; Streptophyta; Magnoliopsida; Asterales; Asteraceae. The record is from the annotation of a GenBank genome assembly.